UUUGCAAAGGAUCUGCCAAGGCGACAAAUUAGACAUAGAUUGAUUGAAGAAAGAAAGUAUAUUUCCAAAAUUGAAGAAACCGAUGCAUGUGAUGGAGGAAACAGGCAGGGGUCCUGGGGACGAUGUUUCAACGAAGGGAGAAUCCGGUGGGGUCUUGCGCUUGUUCUCCACGGUUGGUCCAUAUUAUUCCCCUUAUGGUUCCCGGAAUUGCCUUCAACGUAAAACCUUGACGCAUUUUCUUUUAGCUGAUGAUCAUAUUGUCAUUUACUUGAUUAGGCUUCCUCAUAUUGGCACUCUUUGGAAGCAGAAUUGUCUGGCUCGAAGAAUUUCUUUUUGUUACAUAGUGAUGAUGAAUGGCGAUUUUGAAAAUUACAAAGGCUCUGAUGAUUUCUCUCCAAGGAAGAAUGUUGGGAAGAUGCCCCUCUUAGCACUCUUCAAAGAAACAAGCAAAGACAAUUACAAGGUUGUAGAAGCUGUUCAGUUUUUGGAUGCAGUGGCUUUGUUCUGUCUUGUGGAGCUUGCUGCAGUAGGAGUUUCAGUCGCUAUAUUUAAUCAAGUAUCAAGGAUCACCAUGUUCCCUCUCAUGAGUAUCACUACUUCUUUUGUUGCUCAGGAAGACGCUACCAGUUGUUCAUGCACAGAAAGAGAUGAAAACAAGGAACUUGAAACGGGUUGUGCUUCUGACAACGAAAAGGAAAAACUGAUAAAUCAAGCUGUUGUGGGGGAUGCAACAAAUGUUCUUUUGGAUCCAAUAUUUAUUUUCAUACUCCGUCUAGGGAUCAAUGGUGCAGCCAUUGCUCAUGUCAUUUCUCAAUCUGUAAUUGCCUUCAUACUCUUUGGGGGAUUAAGAUUACUGCUAUUGGUUAAGGUAAUAGCUGCAACAUUCUGUGUGACUGUUGCAGCAUCACUGGCUGCAAAGCAGGGAUCAAUAUCAGUGGCUGCCUUUCAGGUUUGCUUGCAGAUUUGGUUGGCAACAUCACUGCUUGCUGAUGGAUUGGCUAUUGCUGGCCAAGCAAUCCUUGCAAGCUCAUUUGCAAAGAAGGAUUAUGAGAAAGCUUUAACUACUACUUCUCGUGUGUUACAGUUUGCCUUGGUUCUGGGGCUUGUGCUUUCAGCCAUCCUUUCAGUUGUAUUACCAUUUUCUGCCAGAUUAUUUACAAAGGACAUUGGCGUGUUGCAACUUAUUAGCCUUGGCAUGCCAUUUGUUGUAGUAACACAACCCAUUAACGCUCUAGGCUUUGCUAUCGAUGGAAUCAACUAUGGAGCAUCUGAUUUCACAUAUUCUGCCUUGUCUAUGAUACUAUAAGAAAGCAACCAUCACUUCCCUAAUGAAAUAAGUUCUUAACAAUUUUAUGUUGAACCCUUCUCCAUAUUACACCAUUCCAUCCUCUGGUCUCUUAACAGUUCCUGCUUUCAUCCAUUUUCUUUAACUUUCAGGUUUUGGUGGCAAUUGUGAUCAUUAUUUGCUUAUUUGUACUGUCCUUCAGCCAUGGCUAUGUUGGCAUCUGGAUUGCCUCGUGCGUCUAUAUGAUCUUGAGAAUGUUUGCUGGUCUUUUUAGGUAAUACCUCCUAUUGAAAGAUUAUAUUUUUCUUUGUUUUCCUUUAUAUUUUUCCUGGAGAAGUUAUCAUCUCAAUUAUUCUUAGAAAUUUCAAAUAAAUAACUUUUUCAAAU
Molecule: messenger RNA, 1672 nt
Organism: Rubroshorea leprosula
Lineage: Eukaryota; Viridiplantae; Streptophyta; Magnoliopsida; Malvales; Dipterocarpaceae
Source: the annotation of a GenBank genome assembly